This is a messenger RNA of Trichoderma harzianum CBS 226.95, 930 nucleotides long. RefSeq lists its product as hypothetical. Gene Ontology annotation, biological process: folic acid-containing compound metabolic process. Gene Ontology annotation, molecular function: dihydroneopterin aldolase activity. The transcript is spliced from 2 exons. Lineage: Eukaryota; Fungi; Ascomycota; Sordariomycetes; Hypocreales; Hypocreaceae. The record is from RefSeq and is a predicted model, not a curated record. The coding region runs from base 1 to 930 and encodes 309 amino acids.
AUGGCGGACUUGGAGCCAAACUGGCGUGUCCGCUUCCUGGCAGGACAGCCUCCCGCCAUAGUGCGGGUUCGGAAUCUUCAGACAUCCAUUGAGGGACCAUCCGAUGCCUGGAACAGAAAAGGGAGGCCUCAGCCGCUGAGCGUCUCCGCCUCCGUCAUGCUCAAGGAGGCCUUCGACGGCUCAUCUUCUGCCGAUAGCGUGCAGGCCGAUACCGUUCACUAUGGCCUGCUUAGCAAGGCGAUAUUGGCUUCACUCGAGAAACAGAGCCAGCACGCAGAAGGAUCAGGCGACACAUCUAAGAAAAGUCAGUUUUCAAGUUUACGAGACAUCGUCAACACCAUCUGGGAGGAUCUCACCGGCCAGGACUGCAACGGAAGGGCCAAGGUGACGGAUGAGGACUCAGAGGCCCAGACCUCGUUCCUGAAACCAUCGACGAUUCGAUGUCUCGAGCUCACUGUGCACCUGCCCAAGGCAUCGCUGCUGGGAGGCGGCGUGAGUCUCACCAGAAUAGCCCUCUUUGGACGUGAUGGCGAGUCAAGACCUCAACCAAGGGGCUUGAGCCUCAAGAUCCACGACCUGAGAGUUCCCACUCUCAUCGGUGUCAAUGACAACGAGCGGCAGGCCAAACAGGUCGUCGUUGCGAGUAUUGAAAUUGACAAGUUUGAUAUCGACAAAGACAUAUUCACAAUGAUAGAAGGAGAGACAGUCAAGGUCAUGAGCCAGUCGUCAUUUGAAACGCUUGAGGCGUUGGCCAGCACUCUGGCGAACAACCUUGCCAGCUACUUGCACUCAAAUCACACAGGAUUCACGAACAGAAAAGGCUGGCCGAUCAAGAUUGCUCUGGAGAAGCCCAUCGCCGUUGUCCUCGCUGACGCGGCCUGCGUGCAACUGAGCGUGAAUUCAUCCGAAGUGCUUGGCGCAAUUCAAUGA